AUGUCGCCAAUCCGAGAAUUAGACCUCGUCAAUAAAGUAGCCGUUAUCAGCGGUGCAUCUCGCGGCAUUGGUCGAGCAAUCGCCUUCAAUCUCGCUUCCAGAGGAUGCUCCAUCCUUGGAACUUGUGUCAGCGAAAAGGGCGUCGAUGCUUUGUCGUCUUCCCUCAAUACCGAGGUCACUGAACAUGUUUACAACGCAACAUCGCGAGAUCGCCCGGCUUCUCAAAAGAUCAAAGGCAUCAUCGCCGAUAUCUUUUCAAGCGACUGCGCCAAGAAAAUUGCCGAUGCCGUCGGUGAGCUAUUCGACGGUAAAGUCGACGUCUUUGUCAACAGUGCCGGAGACCCCAUGCCUGGUAUCAUUGGCAAUAUGGGAACGGAAGAAAUUCAACGAAGUCUACUAGGUAACAUCCAAACGCCAGUUCUGAUCGUCGAAGAGCUCGUUCGAAGAAAAUACUUCCAGCCCAACAGUCGAAUCAUCUACAUAUCCUCCAUCCGCUCUCGCCAACCAUGGGCUGACCAACUCAUGUACGCAGCAGGCAAAUCAGCCGGCGAAUCUCUUUGUCGGACAUGGGCGCAAGCUUUCGGUGGAAAGGAUGAGAAGUAUUCUUUCAUGGCUGGCACAACUGCGAAUGCUGUCACAGUUGGCUUAACGGAGACCGAUGCGGUUAUGGAUUGUGGCCCGGAAGCGGUCAAAUCCUUCCAGGAUGAGUUCUUUCCUACGCAGAGUAUACCGCGCUUUGGGCAGCCUGAUGAUGUUGCUGAUGUGGUAGGGCUUCUCUGUGGAAAUGAUGGAAGAUGGAUCACGGGAUCUGUGAUUAGUGCCAGUGGAGGUGGUAUUAAGAUCGGAUAA
This is a messenger RNA of Fusarium sp. VM40, 849 nucleotides long. Lineage: Eukaryota; Fungi; Ascomycota; Sordariomycetes; Hypocreales; Nectriaceae. The record is from the annotation of a GenBank genome assembly.